CGCUGACGCGCGGUUCACUUGUUUCGUGGCCUUCCGAAAUAUGUCAAUCCUAUCAAAUUUUUUGUGAAAAAUGUUGUAAUUUAUUUAUUUUACAAAAUUUUAGUUCAGUGUUCCAAUAGUUGUGGCUUUUAAUCACCAACAUGUCUAAAAAACCGUUAGGUCCGGGGCCCGGCGCCUACAUGCUGCCGACGACCGUCGGGUUCCCGAUGCACGACCCGUCGCGCGACCGCGCGCCCAUGUACUCGUUCGGGUCACGCCCGGACUUCCGCCUCAAGACCCUCGGGCCCGGCCCGAGCUACCGCAUCGACCGGGUGACGCGCGACGGCGUCGUCUCGUCGCCUAAUUGGAGCUUCGGGGCCAGGUUUCCAGUACGGUCGACGCUCCGCACGCCAGGGCCGGGCGCUCACGCGCCGGAGCGCUGCCCGCCACAGACAGCGCGAGCCCCGCAGUACUCGAUGGGCGCGCGGCUCGGCUACGCUCUGAAGCGCAUGGUGCCCGCGCCCAACGCCUACGCGCUGCGCCUGGGUCCGGGCACGCCCGCCUGGUCCAUGGCGCCGCGCUCCGGCUACAACCUCAAGUCCAAGUCGCCGGGGCCCGCCGUUUACUUCCAACAAGACACCGACAUUUACAAAACUAGGCAACCGAUUUACUCGCUGGGUGCGCGUUUGGGCUACCAGGGCCGCACCAAGACCCCCGGACCUGCGGCUUAUCCACCCAACCUCUACAACACUAAGAAGAAUCCGUACGCGUACUCGUUCGGCAUCCACCAUGGCCCAUAUGCGCCGCCAAUGAUCGUCAAAGAAGACACCAUGGACUGCCUGUGAAAAGUUAGUCGUCGUAGGGAGUCAACUGUAACGAAAAUAAAUAGUCGACGGGCUGAAUUUGCGCAUGGUCACGCUGGGACUUUUAUAUUCGGUACCACGACUUAGGUACUUGCCUGAAUGAGUACUUAGGCAACAAAGUGCAAAGAGGAAGACCAUAUCUAUCUCCGGAGAAGAGAAAAAUACCAAUUACAGUGGAAUUAAAAUCAAGUCGUUAUUAGGGAUUAAUGUCGUAUGAUUUUUAUUUUGUUUAAAAAUCGGAUGCAACAAAAUAAAUGCGACUAUUCAUGCUGACUGUAAUUCCAUUGUCGUCAUACAUGUUAUCUAACAUAAAAAUCGAAUAUACUUUGGAAUAAAAUGUAUAUUAAGUAGUAAAGGAUCUAGAAAAUUAGAUUAUGACCGUAAGUCGCCCAUGAAAAACAAAAUUUUAUCCGGAAUCUAGUAAAUCCGGAAACACCGGUAGGUAAAUGUACCUACCCCUAAUUACUUUCGGAUUCAGAAUUUUUGUGGUGUGGAAAGAUGAUCCCAGAUGUGGGAAAUCGAUUUGUUAGUGGAAUUGUAAAACUUCGGCUUGUACAGUGAAAGUGAAGUUGAUUUGCAAAAUUACCAUGUUGUUUGUGUUUUAUAAAAUGUUAUUGUGACGAAAAUGUACAAAAGUUUAAAUACAAUGUUUACGAUGUAA
Cydia fagiglandana is the source of this 1503-nucleotide messenger RNA. Its product is annotated as ciliary microtubule associated protein 1B-like. The record is from RefSeq and is a predicted model, not a curated record. Gene Ontology annotation, cellular component: cytoskeleton. Lineage: Eukaryota; Metazoa; Arthropoda; Insecta; Lepidoptera; Tortricidae. The coding region runs from base 141 to 824 and encodes 227 amino acids. The transcript is spliced from 6 exons.